AUGGCUGAGCUAAUGGCUAUUACUUGGGGCAUGGAAACUGCUUUGAAGAUAAAAGUUAACAAAAUGCUUAUCCAAUCGGAUGCUUCAAAUAUGGUAGAUUGCAUCAAUGGUAGUAAAGACUCAGCUGUUAUAAACCCUAUAGCUGAUGAUUGUAGAAUGUUUUUCAGAAACUUCUCCUUUUGUUCUGUCAUGUUCAUUAGUAAACACCAAAACAUCCUAGCCCAUAAUCUUGUUAGAGUUUGCAAGGCUUUAGGUUCUAGCACUUGGCUUGGAGAAUGUCCUUUGCUUGACUUCCAAGGCUCCUUUGUUUCUUCUCUUGGUUCUUAA
Molecule: messenger RNA, 327 nt
Organism: Lathyrus sativus (Indian pea)
Lineage: Eukaryota; Viridiplantae; Streptophyta; Magnoliopsida; Fabales; Fabaceae
Source: the annotation of a GenBank genome assembly